Messenger RNA from Betta splendens (Siamese fighting fish), 1569 nucleotides. RefSeq names its product PI-PLC X domain-containing protein 1-like. The record is from RefSeq and is a predicted model, not a curated record. The transcript has 6 exons. The coding region runs from base 351 to 1304 and encodes 317 amino acids. Gene Ontology annotation, biological process: lipid metabolic process. NCBI's taxonomy places the organism in Eukaryota, Metazoa, Chordata, Actinopteri, Anabantiformes, Osphronemidae. Gene Ontology annotation, molecular function: phosphoric diester hydrolase activity.
AUAAACAAAGCUGCAGUUUUGCAACUUAGUCACAAGUUUCGGGUGAACGAAUGUGAAAUAAGGAACUUCACUUGUAUCGAACCCAAUUCUAUUUUUAGGUUUCUUUGUGCAUAUAAGAACCAGUGUGACUACAGCAGAGCUGCCUCUGUGUCCUGCCACUGUCCCGUCGAAAUCAGAUUUUACAUUUGAACAUAAAAAAGGUUUUCAGCAGAUUUGCAACUUAAAGUCUGUGUCAAAUCUGAGGUUAAGGCGUCUACUGUGGCAGAGUAAGUGUUUUACCUACUUUCUUGGCAUUUUACUAAAAAUUGCGAUACUAUCAAAUUCUAUCAAAUUCAGAAAUUCUUGUAGAAAUGCAAACAUCUGCAAAAAACAAGGUGAAGAGUGGCGUCACGCGCUACAGCGAUUGGAUGUCGGAACUGCCACCUGCGCUUCACGACAUUCCUCUGUUUAAUCUGGCCAUACCAGGCAGCCAUGACUCAAUGAGCUAUGAUCUGGACAUCAGCUCCCCCAUUGCUGAGCCUGAAAGUCUUAAGAGGUUCAGCUGGGUUUGUUGUGUCCCUUGCUUACUGCUCAAGUGGGGAGCCACUCAGGAAGAGACCAUCAUAAAGCAACUAGAUGCAGGAGUUCGGUACUUUGACCUGAGGGUUGCUCGCAAGCCUGACGACGCCAACCCCACCAGGCUUUACUUUUAUCAUGGGCUGUACACACGGACUGAUGUGGAGAGUAUUCUGAAGGUCAUUAAUGACUGGGCAGAGAGACACCCCAAAGAGGUCAUCAUCCUGGCUUUAUCCCACUUCCUUGGCUUCGAUGAAAAUCCUAAAGAACUCCACAACCAUCUUGUGAACUUCAUUAAGAAUUUGUUUGGGACCAAAGUCGUCCAACGUGAGGUCACACCUACCCUGAGAAGCUGCUGGGACCAAGGCACAAAUGUUAUCAUUUCAUAUGAUUAUAAAGGAGAAUAUCCUCCUCAUUUGUGGAGUAAAAUACGUUAUUACUACGGGAACAGUAUGGAUUGUACAGAAAUUGAAUCUAAACUGAGUCAAACUUUGAAAAUCAGAAAUCAUCUUUCAUCAAACGGUUUCUUUGUUUGUGGCCUCAACCUGACGCUGCCAGAAAAUAUCUGGAUAUUGAAGUACAUCCUUCGCCCGUGUGACAACUUUGUCAGUGCUGUGCGGAGUAGCCUCCCGAAACUGCUGUCAUGGCUAGAACAGCAGACCAGCGAGAAACCCAACAUCGUCGCCUCAGACCUGGCAACCAAUGAAGACUUUAUCUCAACAGUCAUCCAACUCAAUGAUACAGCUUAAUGACUAGAUAAAGCAUUUCCAUCAGAAAAUGCACAGUGAAUGCUUCCAUGAUGAAUGUAUUCCUGAAGAAUUGCUGAAGUAGCUGAAACAUUUAAAACAGAUGCAAAUAGCUCAAGCAUGUAAAGCACAGAUGAAUAUAUCUGAAGAGAAUUAGAAAUUGUUUAAACAGUGCUGAAAAUUUGCAGUAGAAGCUGAAGUAGUUUUUAUUUCAAAUGGAGGAAACUUGAAAGAGACUUGCUGAAAUUAAAGAACUGCUGAAAAUCAA